Molecule: messenger RNA, 1086 nt
Organism: Postia placenta MAD-698-R-SB12
Lineage: Eukaryota; Fungi; Basidiomycota; Agaricomycetes; Polyporales; Adustoporiaceae
Exons: 6
Coding region: 1-1086 (361 amino acids)
Source: RefSeq, a predicted model, not a curated record
AUGGAUGAAUGCUAUCAGAAUACCUUAAAACAACUCAUCGACCGCGCGCCUCGCUCCACUUCUGGGAAGCGCAAGUCGCGCGUGCAGCCUUCGCUCCCCCAGGCAGAGCAUCAUGAGGUUAGCUUCGUUCAGUGUCGGCGAAGGAUGGGCGGCCGCUGGCGUCAUGCCAGUUGGAAGUCUGCUCACCUCCCAUCUAUCAAGCUGGAAAUUGCAGAAGACCCAAGGGCGGCUCCUGAGGCGAAGGGCGAUCACACGCGCGGACUGUCAUGUAGACUCACCAGCGCGCCUGCAUGGGCGAGAUGUGAUAAGACCUUCGAUGAGCAUAUGGUCGACGCGCUGCUCCACCUAGGACUCAAGCUCGCGGGAGACGCCUUCGCGAAGCUCGAUUAUUUCCCAAGAUGGGUGCCCCGAGGCGAGCUUCGUUCAAUGGUCGACGAGCGCAUCGCCGACGAGAAGCCCACCGCACUUGAAUUCGAACCGCCCAACGUCUUCGCCGUCCGCAGCGUCCAGAAGUGGGGUGAGAGACAGCGCUCCACCUCCGUCUGCGCCCAAGGUGGGAGAAGGACGGACGCAGGGAGCGAUACGGGCACCGGCCGCAAUACAGUCGCCCCCGCCGGCCGCGGUACGCGAACGCACGCACGAGGACCGUGCGACGGGGCGCAACUGGCGAAGCCUGACAGGACACUCGGGCGAAGCAGCGAAGCGUCGAAUAUAGCGACGCACCGAAGCGGGCUAUUCUCGCCGAGCUUCUCGGAAGGCCGGGCUUCUUCUAUUACGAUCUGCGCACGUACAAUACUGUAUGCGGCCGUGCGCGGAAUAUGCGACACAGGCCCCGCGCGCUCGCUGGGCGGCGAAAGGCAUGGGCACAGCGUCCGCGAUCCACCCACGGGCCUCGGCGUACCGGAAAUAGCUCGGGGCGUCUGUGCAAAAUUGGCGUGCAAAGCAGCACCGUCAAGACGUAAAACGAACGCUAGUAGGAGACCUGCAAUCGCCGAGAUUACUGCCGGGACGCAGUUGCUUAUGCGUGAAGACAGGCCAAGGCCAGGGCCGACCAGAUCUGCUACCGGCAUCGGUGUCACAAAGUAA